Molecule: messenger RNA, 489 nt
Organism: Colletotrichum acutatum
Lineage: Eukaryota; Fungi; Ascomycota; Sordariomycetes; Glomerellales; Glomerellaceae
Product: heterokaryon incompatibility protein-domain-containing protein
Exons: 2
Source: RefSeq, a predicted model, not a curated record
GAGUUCCGCCUUGCAGUUCUCUAUGCGGCCGGGGACAAAGGCAAAUCGUAUCCCAUACAUGUGGACUUGGAAUUACACAAGGAUACACACUUCCCUGACUAUGACGCCGUGUCGUAUACAUGGGGCGACGAGAAUAGCGACGCCGAACGUUGUCAACCAGUCUACGUUGGCGAUCACUGGGACAUAAUCUUUCAAACCAAGAAUUGCUGCGACAUGUUGAGAUAUUUACGAUCAUCUCGAGGGAUGAAGCUGCUCUGGGUCGAUGCAAUCUGUAUCGACCAGAACAAUACGGACGAGAGAGCUACGCAAGUGGCAAAAAUGAAUCAGAUCUACUCGAGAUGCUCGCAAGUAUGGGCUUGGAUGAGCAGUGAUUUGGUAUCGGAUAAUCUGGAAGGCUUGCCCGAGCGACGCUGGCUCCAUGAGCUUGGAACAGCGCAUGACUAUGCUGUGACGUCCUCGCAAAGCCAGCCAAUCCCGAAUAUCCUGUAG